AUGCUGCCAGGGGUCGGCGUGUUCGGCACCAGCCUGACCGCCAGGGUGAUCAUCCCGCUGCUGAAGAACGAGGGCUUCGCCGUGAAGGCGCUGUGGGGCCGGACGCAGGAGGAGGCGGAGGAGCUGGCCAAGGAGAUGAACGUGCCGUUUUACACCAACCGGAUCGACGACGUGCUGCUGCAUCAGGAUGUGGAUCUGGUGUGCAUCAACCUGCCGCCGCCUCUGACGCGGCAGAUCGCGGUGAAAACACUGGGUAUUGGAAAGAACGUCAUCUGCGACCGGACAGCAACGCCUCUGGAUGCCUUCCGGAUGAUGUCAGCGGCCCAGUACUACCCCAAGUUGCUGAGCAUUAUGGGGAACGUGCUACGUUUCUUACCGGCUUUCGUUCGAAUGAAGGAGCUGUUGGAGGAGGGGUACAUCGGGGAGCUUCUGGUCUGUGAGGCCCAGGUCCACAGUGGUAGUCUCCUGGGAAAGAAAUACAACUGGAGCUGCGAUGACCUGAUGGGAGGCGGCGGUCUACAUUCAGUGGGCAGUUACAUCAUCGACCUGCUUACGUUUCUGACCGGUCAGCGUGCAGCAAAAGUCCAUGGCUUCCUCAAGACCUUCGUCAAACAAACGGAUCACAUCCGGGGCAUCCGUCAGAUCACCAGCGACGAUUUCUGCACGUUCCAGAUGGUACUGGAGGGGGGCGCCUGCUGCACCGUCACACUCAACUUCAACGUUCCAGGAGAGUUUCGGCAGGAGGUGAUUGUUGUGGGGAAGCUCGGAAGGUUAACGGUCACAGGGACCGAUCUGUAUGGACAGAAAAACAGCGGGGGCGGAGGAAACGGUGGAGGUCCUGAACUUCUGCUCAAAGACACCACGCCUCUUGAGAAGGCCUCCUUACCGGAGAAGGCCUUCAGUGACAUUCCUUCUCCGUAUCUCACCGGAACCAUCCGUAUGAUCCAGGCAGUGCGGCAAGCCUUUCAGGGCCAGGACGACAGACGGACGUGGGAUGGGAGACCUCUGACGAUGGCUGCUACCUUUGAGGAUUGUCUUUACGCUCUCUGCGUGGUGGAUACAAUCAAGAAAUCCAACCAGUGUGGAGAGUGGCAGAACAUUGUGGUGAUGACAGAGGAACCAGAGAUUAGCCCAGCGUAUUUAAUCAGCGAGGCCAUGCGGCGGAGUAGAAUGUCGCUCUACUGUUAACAUCCGGCUGAUGUGCUGACCCCUUUAAAAUGGCCGAACGUCGAUGGUAUGAAGGUGGCACCAGAAAGGCCUUUGUGUUGGAACUUUUACAACUUCUGUAUUGCUACUGUUACAGACUGAGAGGUUACACCACUAUGAUUCAGAUAGUUCCUGACUCCCUGCUUCAGCAGUAGAGGACAAGCAAUGUGAUCAAUAAUCAGAACUUUAUUUAUAAGGAAGCCUUUCCUGUUUUCCAUUUUGACAGAAGACUUGAGUCCUUCCAGGGAGAUGCACUUGUAAAUCAAACAACAGAGACCUAUAGUUCUACAGUGGAGGCAGAUCAGGAAGUGAACCUAAUGCUACUGUGCUCUGCUUCACCUUAAGGGUAUUGCGCCUCUCAUCUCUGCUUCUCUUCUAUGUGACUGGGUCUGGGAGACAACACCUUACACUGUGGGUCCAAACGAGGACAGCCAAGGAAGAACGAUAGUACUCAGUUCAAACUGUGCCGCUGUAUUGUUGCUAUAGUCUGAAGUACUUGCUAGUUUUACCAAGUGAAUGUUUAAAAAAAAAAAAUCAGUGUGCUUGCUAGCUUCAGUCUCUGUCUGCUCUGUAUGCUUUCUCUGUGUGUUGAAACAAGAGAGAGAAAAGAAAUCAAUAAUUUGGCUGGUGGGUUUUCGGAGGGGUUUAACUUCUCGUUUACGUAUGCAAUAUAUCCAGACUGCAGUCUUUUAUCUUCCAGCCUGGAGUAAAGGGUUAAAAUACACUAUGGUAUGCCUUUAUGCAGUUAUAGUAGCCUGUUUGCGAGUCUUUUAUGAGUGGCCAGUGCAGUGAUAACUUUGAUGUUCUUAUUUAUUUUAUGCUUUUUCUAUUGUCCUGAAGCAUGGCCAGGAAAUACACUGAAUUCUGUGUGGCGUGUGCAUAUCUGCACCGAGCCUUAAGUGUGGGUAUUCACACAGUCUUGCACUAAGUUGUGAGUAAAUGCAGAGCAAUGCGGGGGACUUAUCUCGACAUUGCAAUGCAGUGGGUCACACUUGCAUCAAGCUACGGUGAUUUAGGAUUUAGCAUGCUUUAUAAAGCUUCGUUAACAUGCACGGUGAAAUGCAGGUUUGUCAGUAUGCAGCACAUGCAACUUGAGUUUGGAUCCACACCUUGUAGUCUAUUAACUGUGCAGCACAGUGUGGUUGAUAAGGGGGUAGAUGAGCAUUUCUUUCAGUUUCUGUUAGAGGUGUUAAACAUUACAUGUCCUCUACUCUCUCUGUGGUACUCAGCCCCAAACUUUGAUUUUUAUUGAAGAUGGAAACCCUUUAAAGCUCCACCAAUCAAUAUUUUUUUAAUAACAACAAGUCGAAUGACUGUGUGAUGGGACAGGGUUCACUCCUAGUAAUCAAGCCACUGACUCUGCUGUUCCCUCCAACCUAACGUAUUGUUUAGCAUAUUUCGGCUAAUUGUUUCGGUUUUAUGGCCCACAACUUCGCUGCUUUGGUUCACUCUUACGGCUCUCAUCAACUGCUAUUUCCUUCAGAAAAAAAGAGCUAUAACUAGAGUGAAUAUUUUGGACUUUCAUUCCUCAGGUGGCCAGAAACAGUCCAAGUAAAUGCUACUGUUGCUCUAUGUUUGCCAAUUUUUGCUAUCACGCUUAAAAACACAAAUACAAGCGUUAAGUAUAAAAAAGACUAGUUUCCUAAAACAUUUUUUUAGCUAAUAUUACCCAAACAGGAGUGAACAUUUUUAGGGGCUAGUUUCAGCUGUUGAAUAAUACACAUUGAGCAUAGAGCAGAGCGAUAUGGAGAAAAUCGGAUAUCACGAUAUUUUUUCCAAAUACCUCGAUAUCUAUAUUGCGUCAAUAUUGUUAGGCUGACUAUUGGUGCUUUCAGAAAAUAUUUCCGCAAUGAGAUUUUUGAUAAAAAAUCAACAGUAAUAUGGAUGUAAUGACGAUAUCUAGUCUCAUAUUACAAUGUGGCGGCAUGGUGAUGCAGUGGUUAGCAUUGUCGCCUCACAGCAAGAGGGUUUGUGGCGGGUUCGAAACCCCAGGAAUGGAUGAGCCCCUCUGUGCGUAGUGUUGCUUGUUCUCCCCGUGUCAGCGUGGGUUUUAUCCGGGUGCUCCGGCUUCCUCCCACAGUCCAAAGACAUGUAGGUUAAUUGGUGACUCUAAAUUGUCCGUGAGUGUGAAUGGUUGUCUGUCUCUAUGUGUCAGCCCUGUGAUAGACUGGCGACCUGACUAGAGUGUACCCCGCCUGUCGCCCAAUGUCAGCUGGGAUAGGCUCCAGAAAUCUUACAGAAAAUCCACCCACUCGUUCUGUGCUACUUCCCGUCAGUCACAUCAGAAGGCCAAAACAAACCAUCAGAGAGUAUCUGCAAAUCCAGUUUGACCUAAAGUUUGCUCUCAUUCUGUACAGGUGAAAGAACAGUGCUGACCUACAAGCCAAAAGAUUGAUUCUCUUUUUACGCAUCUCUGUUCCCCUGUGUGGUUUCAAGUUCUUAAACUGUGCUGAAAUACUAUCUAUGUAACAACUACUGAAAAUGUACAUAAUGAAAAUAUAAAACAACAAUACGCGUUUGUCUAAAGGAAUAAACAAGUACUGUAUGUAUUUUAUUUGUACAAACCAAGGAACUGAAACAUGUUUCGACGAGUGUUAAGGUAUUUAUUCUUUGUUUUUGCUGUUGAAGUUUUGUGGACUGACCUGCAGUGUAUUUGGGAGAUUAACAGCAGCCUGAGGCCUUGGAGCAUUCAGCUUCUUAUCCCCGUUUAUGAAUUAUUGACCAAAAUACUCUUCUUUUAACACUGUUAUGAAAAGCUUUAUGUUUGCUCUUAGGACGCAUCAUAAAUCAUCACAGUCGUAAUCCAACACUGUCGCUGUUUACAGCUCAUAUCGAACUGUAAUGUCACUCUGACCCUUUUUAUUGUCCAGUGUUUGGUGUAUUUAACGUGUCACACCAUGAUUUGCUGAGGUCAGGAUACAUUACAUCCCACGCUGGGGUGCAAUCAGCCAGAAGUUACAAAUUUUAGGAUAACACCUCUGUCUGAAAAAGCUCCAAGCCCAACACUGAUAAGCUAUCACUUUUUAAGAUAACUCGUGAUAUUAUUGCCCCUUGUUUACCAAGCGCCUUAUCACGUCUGCAUAUAGACUUUCCCCUUCGUCUGAUAACAGUUUUUAAAAUAUGAGUGAUUUAAACGGAGACACUGGAGUUCCCUUUUUUUGUUUAAUCGUUAUUUUUUAUGGUAAUGAAAAGCAGAAUGCUCAAGCUAAAGAUUUAGGAGUAGGGGCGCCUGAUGUCAUAAUUUAAACUUGAAUUAAGGUCUAAGCAAGUUAAGUCAGAGGCCACAAUGCAGUCACUGGAUAGAAAGUUAUUAUAGGGUAAAGGAAAGAGGAAGAAUUGAUCCAGGAUCCAAAUGGUCACUUUCCCUUAUCAGGCCUGUAAACAUACUUUAUUGCUGAGUGAUUUACAGCUCUGUGUCUGGAGUAGCCUCAGCUGAUCUCCAAGUCCGAUUUGGAUAACAGAUAGAUGUUUACAAACAGAAUCUAAGAUGAGACCAGAGUUGAAAAGGAGAUCAAGUUUGUGCCCCGGAUCCCUUUUAAAAGAAUAGCUUACUUCACCUGUAAAAUGAUCAUUUGUAUAUCAGUUACUCAGCCUGUGUUACCCUGUAUUUGUGACACACAUGCUUCAUAUGCUUCCACGGUGAACAAACUGUUAACCGUUAAGUUAACCUUGUUAAUCUGAACAGUAUGACCUUUUGUCUGUGGAAGUCAAGGUAUAAAAUUAACCCAUUUAACGGUUUAAAGGAAGACUUCACCUGCAAAAUGUGUAUUUGUAUAUCAAGUACUCACAGCGUGUUACCUUGAAUUCAUGAAGAAAACUAUGUUUUCCCCAAUGCCUCCACGGUGAGCGAAGAAUCCCAAAAGGCGAACAUUCUUCAGGAAUUAAAGUAAACGACAACCUUAACAAAAUCAAAAGUUGUUACAGUACAUUACCAAUCCUUGAAUGGAUGGAAGAAAGAGUCGCUUUGUGUUGUGCUGCAUUUGUUAGCUGGCAGAAGAAGGCUGAAAAGGGCUGUGGUUCCAAGUGCAGUCUUCGUUGUGUCCUUGUUCCAAAGGUGCAAAUCCGAGGAAGCCAGUCACUCAGGGUCCUUGCAGAGUUAGACGAUGGGGUGCUAACUCAACUUGGUUCUCCUUGUUGCUGAAAAGUUAGUUGCAAACCUUGUGUUUGGCACACUAACUGCUCUGGUUUCAGGUUUUGCUCCUGCUGUGAGCGAGGGCAAGUCGUGGUCCAUGAGAAAAAGAACUUAAGUCUUUUCCAUUAUACUAAACUCUCGUUUAGAAUAAUCCAAGUCACAUUUAUCCACUUGUAUGCUCAGUGCUUCCCAAACACGUGCAAUUUUGCUAAAACGUUGCAAUACAAAACACUUCCACCAACCAGCAGUGCGCCCUGAGCAAGGGCAUGCGUGUAUGAGCUCCACUUGAGUUCCAACGCUGUUUUAAAUCGUAAUGUUUAAGCAAAAAUGAAUGUGUUUGGGAAGUGCUAGACAUACAACUGAAUAAGUGAGACUUGGAUUAUACUGCAUGAGUUGUGUUUUUAUACAGUUCUGGUUAAGGUUACCGUUUAUUUCAAUUCAUGAUGUUCGCCUUUUUGGAUUCUUCGUUCACCGUGAAGGUAGUCUGAGUGGGCGGAAGUUCGCUGCAUAGAUCAGCCUCUCAUUGGGUGGAACGAGCCACCCACUGAAGUCCCGCCCUACCACUUCUGGUUGUGUAGCAGUUUUCAAGCGCACCGUUGCUGUGGCACCGCCAAGAACGAUUGUGAUUGGUUGAAAGAAAUAAAAAAAGCCGGGGCAAUUUUUCUCCAAUCUUAAAGUGAGAGUCGGCGCAGCCAGACCUUUCUUUUCUUGAGAAAGGUCUGGCGAGCGAGACUACCGUGAAGGUAAUGCUGUGAGUUCUUGAUGUACAAAUGGUCAUUUUGCAGGUGAAGUCUUCCUUCAAACCCCUAAAAUGGUUUCGUUUAUUGGUUUUAUACCUUGGCUUCCACAGACGAAAGGUCAUAAGGUUUCUCAUGAAAAAUUGAAGGUUAAUUAUUUCUGGUAGCAUCACCUCUAGGAUUCAUUUAAGGCCAUUGUUAUUAGUAUGUAUUAGUGAUGUUUUAUUUGCUGAAAAUAGUUUCCUGGAAUGCUCGACAAAAUUUGGUACUAAUUAUAGUUGAAAUAGUUUUUACAACAGUUUUUAGUUGGUUGAGUUUAUCAUUGAUUUCCAGAGAAAUGUGUAUUAAACAGGAGCUGCAGACAUUCGUCCAGCCCCCAAAGAAACACACCAGGAGUUCAACUCAAAGAUGUAGGGACUCUAAACUCAGCUUUAAUUAAAUCAAAUUUCGUGUAUUUUUGUGCUCAUAUUUUUCCCCUUUGUCUCCUAAUCCACCAUCUGUUUUUGGCCCAUGGCAACUUGGCGUACAGUGUUUCAUUACUGGAGCCUGCAUGUGUGUGAGGAUCCUCUCACAAUAGACCCAGUAUGUUAAAAUCAGCUUGGGUCUCAUGCUGAGAUUAAAUUAACUAUAUUUAGUCUCCCAGAGGAGAGCGAAAUGUUUAAGGCCCAGCAGUGACUCAUAACAUUAGCUCAACCACACCGUCUAGUUUCUGAAACAUGGAUUUGCUCUGAGUUUGUGUAGUUAUGCUAACUGGAGGUUUACUCACGUCCACACGGACCCAUCCUCCUCCAUGGAGAUGCAAUUAAACAGCUCAGCAGACACUCCUCAGCCAGCUGCCCGUGCUCUGUGGUAAACGUGCCGUUAGCAUCUGCCUCAAAUUAAGAGCAUCGCGACACCGGAGAGCUUUUUCGUUUCAGCAGAUACGUGGCAAAACAUUGAAACAAAAGUGCAGGAGCUUAAUUUGGUGCCAUUAAAACGCUGAAAGUGAUGCAAUAAUCUCACAUCACAACCUUAAUACUGGCAGUGUCACUCUUAAGUGUGUUAGUGAAGCCUCUGCAAAGGCUUCUCAGUCGCAUCAGCCCCAGCUAUGCAUAGAUCCACACACUCAGCAGGCAGCAGUCUGAAACAGAUGAGGCAAUAUCUGGGCUCCGAAGCACUGAAUAUUUAAUGAGUGGAAUUUUAACGAGCUGAUACAGUAGAGUAUGGGGGUUUAUACGAUUUAAAAAUAUGUCUGAUUUCCUUCUGUUUUAAAUGUUGAAUCACUGAAUAUUUUAUUUUUUUAUUCUCAUUGAAAACUUGCUCCAUGUCAAAGCAUAUUAUUGUAUCACCACUCAUGUUUCCCGUCAUAGAAAUGCUGUGAUUUUUUUGUUGUUGCCAAGAACUUCACCAUUUAGCUUGCUGCUUGUGGCCUGUUAAGGACAAACCUGUUGAGGCUCUGUGCUUGAGAGAAAAAAAAAGACACUGCAGCAAAACAACACAAGAGGUGCCCCAGUUCCAACUUUGCACUUUGACUGCCUCCUCAGUCGUGACUGUGGAUUGCUUGUUCUCGCUUCACCAGCAUUCACAAACUGCUCAGGAAAGGCUUCCCCUUACUGAACGGAGGGGAGGUGGAGAAGGGUGGAGGUGGAGGUGGGCUGAAAAUUGUUCAUUUUGGAGACGAACAACCUCAAAGAGGGGCUUCUUCUGCCCUUGGAGACCGUUACUUAGCAACCGGAAGCCACGUUGCCAGAUCUAGGUCCUGUCUGCUCUCUUUUAUUUCCCCCUCACACAGUAACACACUACCCUCACUCCUCUACACGUCUGCACACCUCCUCCUUUCACACGUUCUCCCUCCAUCUUUCUUUGAAUGACUGGUUAAAGGGUGAACUCUUAACAGGGUUUUACAAUCAAUGAGGAAGGUGACGGUUUUUGAUGUGCUGUUCAUUGAUGUGUCUCUUGACAUUUUUCCUUCUCCUCUUUUUCUCUCUAUCCCGCCUUCUUUUUCUUUCUAUCGUGAGUCAGGUUGAAGCCUGGGGGACAAGCUCACUGGUGCUUCUUCAGACCUUCCCCUAAAACAUUUUCUCCUCUCCUCUCGCUUCAGGACAGGCGUAACCAAGGCAACCCCCUUUAAUAAAAACUCAGACAGAUACAGGUUAUGAACACCUUUCCUCAGCUGGUUUAUGAAUGCUGACUCCUGCAUACGUGUCUUGCUGUACCCGUAACUUGUUCAGAGAAAAUCAAAUAUCCAUCUCAAUGCUGUAUUGUGACUAUAUCCAAUAUUUAUUGUCAUGUAUGUAUAUUGUGGACGCAUGGACCUCUGUACAUACUGUAAUUUGAGCUCUCAAACGCAUAUUUAUGGGUCCUAAUCUAGAGAAUGUACUUACUGUAGGAAUAAUUUAUAUUUUCUAUCCGUUUAAGGACAAUAUGCCAUUUUUAGGAGGUCUGUCUGUGUCACAGAAAUAAAAGCCCCUCUGAGUUCUCUGCGUGCUGUUAAGUGUGAUGGUGCACUUCCGUUAAAUGACCACCCCAUCCUCCUCCUCUCUUUCUAUUUUUUAAAUGACUGUGUGACUCAUGCCUCAGUGUUUUACUGUCUCAUCUCCCUGCACCAGUCCACAUUGAUUGAAUGUGUGUGGAUGAGGGUGUGUGUGUGUGUGUGAGUGAGUGUGCAACAUGGUUUACGGCUUCAGCACUUGUCUAAUGCUGCAGUUUCUAUGGAAUAAAAAAUAUGUA
Epinephelus moara (kelp grouper) is the source of this 8784-nucleotide messenger RNA. RefSeq names its product glucose-fructose oxidoreductase domain containing 1 (gene gfod1). The transcript has 3 exons. The record is from RefSeq and is a predicted model, not a curated record. NCBI's taxonomy places the organism in Eukaryota, Metazoa, Chordata, Actinopteri, Perciformes, Serranidae. Gene Ontology annotation, molecular function: nucleotide binding. Bases 1 to 1188 code for a protein of 395 amino acids.